AGCAGCAGUGGUAGGACGCGUCCCGGUGUGAGGCGGUGCUGUCGGCGAGAGCUCAGAUGCCUUCACAGAGCUCAGCAGAGACUUCUGAACAUCUCACACACUGAAAUGACUCCUGGAUCCACCUGACUCGAGAAGAUUGCAUUAAACAGAUCUGAAGUCUAUCGGAUGCGCUCCUCUGGAAUGAGCCCUUGCUGACACCUUCCUCCUGGGCUCUGUCAUCGUUCCUGAGAACAGGAGUGGUUGUUGCAGUAAUCAUGACAGCAUUGCCGUUCCGGGUCGGACCGCUGUCCUUCGCUGGACUUGUCAUCUUCCUCCUCCUCUCUCUGCCUCUUGUCACGUCACAGACGCCAUCACUCCCAGCGACCUCUGACCCUGAGUCUGUGCCCUCUCUGCCUGAAGAGUGUCGGAGAAAAAUGCACCCCGUUACCUCCUACACAGCUUUGAGCCCGUGGCUGUCCUCUUUCUCUCUGCCUGGAGUGAAUGACUACUCACCGCUCGCACUCGACCUCACCAGGAACCAGCUGAUAGUGGGAGCCAGGAAUCAUCUCUUCCGGUUGAGUUUGAGCAACUUCUCUCUCCUGCAGGCCACAGAGUGGGGAGUAGACGAGAGCACCAGGAGGUCCUGCCAGAGCAAAGGAAAGACAGAGGAUGAGUGUCAGAACUAUGUCCGUGUCCUCCUGUUGAACGGCAGUCGUCUGUUCACCUGCGGCACUAAUGCUUUCAUGCCCAUGUGUACGACUCGCCCUGUUACGGACAUCUCCAGCGUCCUGGAGUCCAUCAGCGGUGUGGCCCGCUGUCCCUACGACCCUCGACACAACUCUACAGCCAUGAUAACUGAGAGUGGAGAAGUCUACGCAGCUACAGUGACUGAUUUCUCCAGCCGCGACCCGAUUAUUUACCGCAGUCUGGGGAACAUGCCGCCCCUGCGGACUGCACAGUACAACUCCAAAUGGCUCAACGAACCUCACUUUGUCUCUGCAUACGAGGUGGGCCGCUUCACGUACCUCUUUCUGAGAGAGAACGCAGUAGAACAGGACUGUGGGAAGACGGUCUACUCUCGUGUGGCCCGUGUGUGUCAGAAUGACAUUGGUGGUCGUUUCCUGCUGGAAGACACAUGGACCACCUUCAUGAAGGCUCGACUCAACUGUUCCCGCUCUGGAGAUGUUCCCUUCUACUACCAUGAGCUGCAGAGCACCUUCUACCUCCCUGAGCAAGAUCUCCUCUAUGGAGUCUUCACCACCAACGUGAACAGCAUUGCUGCGUCAGCGGUGUGUGCGUUUAACCUCAGUGCCAUCACGCAGGCCUUUAACGGACCCUUUCGCUAUCAGGAGAACCCUCGGACCAGCUGGCUUUCCACUCCCAACCCCAUCCCAGAUUUUCAGUGUGGGACAGUGAAUGAUUCAGGUCCUGGCGGUAAUCUAACAGAACGCAGUCUUCAGGACGCCCAGCGGCUCUUCCUCAUGAGCGAGGUGGUUCAACCCAUCUCUACGGAUCCUCUGGUCAUGCAAGACAACAUCCGUUUCUCCAGACUGGCUGUGGACAUUGUUCAAGGGAGAGACACGCUCUACCACGUCAUGUACAUCGGCACAGAGUACGGCACCAUCAUCAAGGCCUUAUCCACAACUAAUAAGAGUCUGCGCGGCUGUUACUUGGAGGAGAUGAACAUUCUCCCAGAAAACAUGCAGGAGCCAAUCCUGAACCUGCAGAUUCUGCACAGCGAUAGGUCGCUUUUCGUGGGACUCCCCAGCAGAGUGCUGAAGAUCCCCUUGGAAAGAUGCUCCAACUACAAAACCGAACAGGAUUGUCUGGGUGCCAGGGAUCCGUACUGCGGCUGGGACCGGAAACAGAAGAGCUGCACGACGAUUGAGGACAGUUCCAACAUGAGCCAGUGGAGCCAAGACAUCACAAAGUGCCCUGAGCGCAACCUCACCCAGGAAGGUGGAUUUGGCCUGUGGUCAUCAUGGCAGGCUUGUAACCAUGACGACGGAGAUGAUGGCACCAGCACAUGUCAGUGUCGCACUCGGGCCUGUGAUAACCCCCGACCCCAGUGUGGAGGGAUGAAGUGUGUCGGGGCCAACAUCCAGGUGGCCAACUGCUCCAGGAACGGAGGCUGGACUCCCUGGUCGUCCUGGGCCGAGUGCAGCACCAGCUGUGGCAUUGGGUUUGAGGUCCGUCAGCGAUCCUGCAACAACCCAGCACCCCGACACGGAGGACGCGUAUGUGUGGGUCAGGCACGAGAGGAGAGAUUGUGUAAUGAAAAGAAUCCAUGUCCUGUUCCGGUGUCCUGGGUCUCCUGGAGCGCUUGGUCCAAAUGUAGUGUUCCCUGCGGUGGUGGAAUCCAAUCCCGCAUUCGGACUUGCGAGAACGGAAACACGUGUCCUGGUUGCCCUCUGGAGUAUAAGGUGUGUAAUUUGGACGCAUGUGCCGAAGUGAGGCGGACCACCCCGUGGACACCCUGGUACCCUGUUAAUGUGACUCAGAUGGGGGCGAGACAGGAGCAGAGGGUCAGGUACACCUGCAGGGCUCUCCUCGCUGACCCUCACGACCUUCAGCUUGGCAAACGCAAGAUAGAGACUCGCCUCUGUCCCACCAGUGAUGGAGCUGCUGCCUGCGAAACUGACGGUCUAGUUGAGGACUUGUUGAGAAUGGGUCGACCUGUGACACGAGUACAAGGAGCCACCUGGUCGUCAUGGGAGACGUGGUCUGCGUGUUCCAAAGAGUGCUCCAAAGGCUUCCGCACACGCAAGCGCUCGUGCGCCACACCGGAUGGCAAGAGCACGCUGUUCGCCUGCAGCGGAGCGCCGGUCGAGUAUCAGGACUGCAACACUCAGCCGUGCCCAGUGAAGGGGGCGUGGUCAUGCUGGUCUUCCUGGUCUCAGUGUUCUACUUCCUGUGGUGGCGGUCACUACCAGCGCUCCCGUACCUGCUCUAACCCUUCUCCUGCUCAUUCUGGAGACAUCUGCAUCGGCCUGCACACGGAGGAAGCGCUCUGUAACACACACGAGUGUGAAGGUGGGUGGGGGGCAUGGUCAGAGUGGGCGAAGUGUAACGAGGAGGGGCUGCAGCUCCGGAUUCGUACAUGUGAAAUAAGCUCCGCCUCUUGCCAAGGAAACUCCACAGAUCAGAGACAGUGUGGACCCAAUGAGAGUGCAGUGCUGUCAAAGGGACAGAAGAGGAGCAUAAACUGUGGAGGGUUUUCUCUGUUCCAUUUGGUGCUGACUGGAGCGUGCUGUUUUCUGGGAGCCGUUUUGUUGUCCGUCCUGGUGUAUGUGUACUGUCAGAGACUCCGUAAACCCCCUCAAGAAUCCGCAGUUAUCCAUCCCAGCACCCCCAACCACCUUCACUAUAAAGAGAACAGCUGUGCGCCCAAGAACGACUUAUACACACCCAUGGAGUUCAAGACUCUGAAUAAGAAUAACCUGCUUCCACCGGAUGAAAGCUGCAACUUCUUCCCAUCAGCGUUACCGCAGACCAACGUCUACGCCACCACAUAUUACCCGUCUCCUUUGGGCAAAUACGACUUCCCUUCCAUGGAUUCACCUUGCAGCUACAUGCACAGCUGAUGCACGGACACACAUCUCAUGCUUUCUUAGGGCAGUGUGACCACAGUUACACACCCUCAUCCAUCCGUGCAGAUGCAUUGGAAAAUGCAUGGAUCCACAGGAAGGCUGAGUGCAUAAUCUGCAUCUCAAAUGGUGCAGGAAAAUUCAAAGGAGUGAUGUUCGGAUAAGAUGUAGUUUUCUUGUAGCAUUGUAGAACUGGAAGUCACGGGUUCAGCUGAUCACAUGCGUCGUAAUAACUACAGACUGACACUCACAAAGCAUGCACACUUCUUACAAUGCAAAGGAGCAAGAGGAAUUCUGGGAUCAAUUUUAAAACUGUAUUGUGAUGUACUACUUUAUGUGCUGGCGUCUUUGUGUUGUUCUCACUUUGAGUCGUAAAGCAUGAAGGCUUCCAGACAGCUGUGACGUCUCACAGUAAGCCUGAGCAUCUGUUUCACUAAUUUGUUCCUGGUUUACGUCUUUUUCUGCUCCAGAACCCCAAGAACUACAAGGACAUGAGCUCCAUGGAAUCAGGAUGACCGGUGAUGCGGCAAAAAACAAACAAUGGUUUUGCUUUGCCUUCAGUGGAAGAUGUUUUGAAGGAUGUUCAUGCUGCUCCUUCCCAUACAAUGAAGCAUUCAGGGCAUGUCAAGCUCACAAAUAUACAAAACCGUGCUAUAAAAGUAUCAAAAAAGUCAUCCCUAUGGCUUAUGCACCAUAUUCCAAGUCUGAAACAUGCAGUAGUUUUAAAUGAGAAACUGAAAUUUAAGUUACCUGCUUAAAAAUUCAAAUUCACAUAUUCAAACUUUUUUAUAUUUUGCACAUUCUGUCAAACGUCUUUUUCUCUGUUCAGUGGAGAUGAUGAAAUGGCAUGAGGAUGAGUAAAUAAAAUAUAAACAUUUUGGUCAAUCAUUUCAAACGAAUUGCUACUGAAACAUGGCAGUCUGAAACAGCUCUGUGCGAGUGUUAUUGAAUCUAAAGGGAUGUACGUUUGUAAGUAUGUGUAUAUUUGUAGCUGGCAUUAUAUAUUUAUACACAAAUGAUGAUUUUUCUUUUUCUUUUUUUGGAUGGAAUCAGGUAUAUUUUUCCUUGCUAUAACUCCACAGUGAACAUAUGACAGUGAGAGCAGCAACUGUUGUCUUCAGUACGCUACGAAUGCUCAGAUUUACACUUAUUUCUUGCUAUUACAGUUUUGUUUUGUUUUCUGUCUGGGAUUGUGUACAGUACAUGUUUAAUGAAAAUAUGUUUUAUGAAAUAUUUUAAGCUAAUUCUUUCCAUUGAGCCCAUAUGAACUUCAAUGCAGACGCAGAGUCUGGUGGGAUGUUGAAUAUGGCAUUAGAGCGGAAGCGGCCGCGGUCGUGUGUAUAGUGUGUAUCGUGAGCUGGACACUUGCUGAUGAUGCUUUUUUACGCUGAUGUUGCAUGGAUGCUGCAUUAUCUGAAUGCAGACGGUUCUCUAUGCAAGAAAAAAAAGAAAAUGGUUUUCCAACACAUGAUCACUGCCUUUAUACACUGUGACCUUUUGCUAUGUUUUUAUAUGUUGUACAUUGUAAAAAUAAAUACAUAUCCAGCUGGGUGUCAA
Sinocyclocheilus grahami is the source of this 5123-nucleotide messenger RNA. It is a transcript of the gene sema5bb, whose product is annotated as sema domain, seven thrombospondin repeats (type 1 and type 1-like), transmembrane domain (TM) and short cytoplasmic domain, (semaphorin) 5Bb. The transcript has 22 exons. Gene Ontology annotation, biological process: neural crest cell migration; positive regulation of cell migration; semaphorin-plexin signaling pathway. Gene Ontology annotation, molecular function: chemorepellent activity; semaphorin receptor binding. Bases 255 to 3563 code for a protein of 1102 amino acids. NCBI's taxonomy places the organism in Eukaryota, Metazoa, Chordata, Actinopteri, Cypriniformes, Cyprinidae. Gene Ontology annotation, cellular component: plasma membrane. The record is from RefSeq and is a predicted model, not a curated record.